CGACCGGAACCUUUUACUUACUAACCCUUAAAUUUGACAAGCUUUUGAGCUCAGCGAGCGUUGAAAUCAAGAACACCGUUAUUAACAUAUCGAAACUGGCAGUUGCAGGCAGAGCAGAGCUCACCACUUUCACUCUGAAGUUUGAACGACCACAUGCCUUCUGUAUCUUGGUUGGUCACAUCGGAUAAACUGUACAUCACCCUGCUGAGACUUUAUUAUAAGUCCAAUAUGCCUGCAGCCUGUUUUAGAGGAGAACAUCAAUAAACAUCUGGACAGCGGCUGCAGUGUUCACAUGGCACCUGAUCAGCGUCUAGGAGAAUCUUCCUUUCGACCCAAAAACGCGACAGCGUCCAAGAAGUUGGCGCCGAUAUUCAGCCACACCCGUGACAAGCACACCAGUACUUUGGCUGCCGGUCCUUCAGCACUUACAUCGAUGACUCAAGACACGCCCACUACUACUUCCAAGAAACGGAAGUCUGAAAUGCCAUCACUAUCUCGAAUGACAAGCAAACGUCUCAAAGGCACGCCUUCUGACUUCAAGUCUGCCAUACCUCUUGCGGAAAGGCUUCGCCCGCAAUCCCUAGACGAAUUUUUUGGGCAGAAGCACCUGACUGGCCCCGAUUCUCUUCUGAUGAAUAUGCUGGACAGUGGUAUAAUUGGCAGUCUUAUACUAUGGGGACCACCUGGCUGCGGAAAGACCACUUUGGCAAGAUUAUUGGCACGGCACGUGGACUGCAAUUUCAGGGAGCUAAGCGCGACUUCUUCAGGUACGAACGAUGUUCGUGCAGACAUCUUCCUUCCAUUUAUUGAGCAAGGCCAAAUCCAGAUGAUUGGAGCGACGACUGAGAAUCCGUCAUUCAAGCUGACCAGCGCCUUGCUGAGUCGUUGCAGAGUAUUAGUACUCGAACGCUUGACAGACGAUGACAUUCGAGAUAUUAUCGCCACUGCGAUCGUCCCAUUUCCGUCCUAUCCCCAACUUACAAACAGCAUCAUCUCUUCCAUCGUAUCUCUUUCUACAGGAGAUGCACGGACUGCAUUAUCUUUACUAGAAGCUUAUAGAGAUGAACAUACUCUUCUCACAUCAUUACGCCGAAGUGUCUCGGCUUCAUAUGAUCGUGUAGGAGAUAGCCACUUUGACAUGAUUUCAGCGCUCCAUAAGAGCGUCCGAGGUAGCCACGGCAGUGCAGCGAUGUACUGGCUAGCACGGAUGCUCACAGCAGGAGAGGAUCCGUUGUAUAUCGCAAGAAGAUUGGUCGUCUGUGCUAGCGAAGAUAUUGGAUUGGCUGAUACGCACGCUCUUCCUUUGGCAAUGGCAGCUCUUCAAGCUUGUCAGGUUAUUGGGAUGCCUGAGUGCCGAAUCAAUCUAGCACAUUGUGUAGCUUAUCUAUCAGAAGCACCGAAAAGUACCCGUGCUUAUGAGGCAUACAAGAGGGCGGAAGAAGCGGCAAAGUUAGACCUGACAAUGCCCGUGCCUGUGGCGGUCCGUAACGCUCCAACAGCCCUUAUGAAGGAGCUUGGCUAUUCAGAGGGCUACAAGUAUAACCCAGAUUUUCGACAUCCCGUGCACAACGACUACCUCCCAAUUGCGUUCCGUGGCGACAAGUUUUUAAAGGAAGCUAGUGACAUGUCGGACAAGGUUUGGAAUGAACAAGAGUUAUUGCGUUGGGAGCAAGAGGAAAACGGCGGGCGGUUGUGGGAAGGCCGCUCAUCUGUUCCACACCAACAUUGAAUGUGCACAGCAUCAUUUGGUUGAUACGUUUGAUCCUAUCUACCGGAGUAUAUUGGAAUUAAACUCUCCGAUGAGUACGCUCAAAAAAUAAUAUGCUUCGCAGAGAUUGAACCGACUUUUUCCCGUUCACACGUUUCAAUGCGAAAUUGCUCAGCACAGUAUUCCUAUUGCUUUGAAUAAAAAUUGCCAUGCGCUCGGAUACAACCCACCAUAGAAAUGUUAUGCGCAUGCAAGUGAGAACAGCCUUAU
This is a messenger RNA of Suillus paluster, 1978 nucleotides long. Its product is annotated as DNA polymerase III, clamp loader complex, gamma/delta/delta subunit. Gene Ontology annotation, molecular function: enzyme activator activity; DNA binding; four-way junction helicase activity. The coding region runs from base 293 to 1729 and encodes 478 amino acids. Lineage: Eukaryota; Fungi; Basidiomycota; Agaricomycetes; Boletales; Suillaceae. The record is from RefSeq and is a predicted model, not a curated record. Gene Ontology annotation, cellular component: nucleus. The transcript is spliced from 11 exons. Gene Ontology annotation, biological process: DNA-templated DNA replication; DNA repair; DNA recombination.